Colletes gigas is the source of this 1441-nucleotide messenger RNA. RefSeq names its product carboxypeptidase Q-like. Bases 1 to 1428 code for a protein of 475 amino acids. The record is from RefSeq and is a predicted model, not a curated record. Gene Ontology annotation, biological process: proteolysis; peptide catabolic process. The transcript is spliced from 6 exons. Gene Ontology annotation, molecular function: metallodipeptidase activity. NCBI's taxonomy places the organism in Eukaryota, Metazoa, Arthropoda, Insecta, Hymenoptera, Colletidae.
AUGUAUCCUCGAAAAAUUUGUAUCGUCGCGUGGAUAUUCUAUGUACAACUGGUGAUAGCUUUGUGCAAUAUUGAAAACAAUGAAGUUAACGAGUGUCAAUUAUCAACAAAAUUGAUACGAGAAAUAGAUUCGUAUAAACCGAUAGUUGAAUCUAUAAUAAAUGAGACAAUAUCAGGUUCGUUCAAAGGAGUCACUUUGAAGGAAUUGGCUCACUUUGUGGAUAAGUUUGGUCCGAGAUUAUCCGGCACUGAAGUACUCGAAACAUCAAUUGAUUAUGUAUUAAAUAAAUCACACGACUUUGGUUUAGAAAACAUACAUGGAGAACCUGUGUCCGUACCACAUUGGGUCAGAGGAUCUGAGUCUGCUACUCUUUUAAAGCCAAGACAGAAAGAUCUUGCUCUUUUAGGAUUGGGUUAUAGCAUAGGUACUCCACCUGAAGGAAUAACAAAAGAGGCUGUUGUUGUAAAUAGUUUCAAAGAACUUGAAGAAAGAAAACACGAAGUAUCUGGAAAAAUUGUUGUAUUUAAUCAAGAAUAUGUUUCAUAUGGAGAGACAGUGAAGUAUAGAUCUAUUGGAGCAACAGAAGCAUCCAAAUAUGGUGCUGUUGCUGCUUUAAUUAGAUCAAUUACACCAUUCUCAUUGUAUACACCACAUACGGGUAUGCAAAGUUAUGGGCCAAAUGUAACUAAAAUUCCAGUAGCUUGUAUUACAGUUGAGGAUGCAAACUUGUUAAGAAGAUUGUCAGAUAUGGGUGAAACUAUAGAAAUAAAGUUAAAAAUGCAAGCUAAGAAUUUACCAAAUAAAGUAUCGCGAAAUGUAGUGGCUGAAAUAAUAGGAUCUACAAUACCUGAGAAAGUGGUAGUUGUAUCUGGUCAUAUAGAUAGUUGGGAUGUUGGUCAGGGAGCAAUGGAUGAUGGAGGUGGAGCAUUUAUUUCGUGGCAGGCUUUAAGAUUGCUGAAACAACUUAAUUAUCAACCUCGUCGAACCAUAAGAAUGAUCAUGUGGACUGCCGAAGAACUCGGUAUUAUAGGAGCUCGUUAUUAUAUCAAAUCACAUAAAGCAGAAGAAAAAAAUCUUCAAUUUGUAAUGGAAUCAGAUAUGGGCACGUUCAUGCCGCUAGGUCUCGAAUUUACUGGAACAGAACAAGUUAAGUGCAUUUUGGAAAGAAUUAUGAGACUCUUAUCUCCUAUGGGACAGAUGAAACUACGAAAUCCUCAUGCAGGACCUGAUAUAGAAUCAUGGGUGAAUGCAGGUGUACCAGGAGGUUCACUUUGGACACAAAAUGAAAAAUACUUUUAUUAUCAUCAUUCGAAUGCAGAUACUAUUCUAGUUGAGAAUUCGGAUGCCCUUGAUAGGGGGACAGCCUUAUUUGCGGCAGUAUCGUACGUACUUGCCGAUCUUAGCAUCGAUCUUCCUCGUAAUAAAUGAUUUUAUACUCGAU